This is a messenger RNA of Amphibalanus amphitrite, 1444 nucleotides long. Its product is annotated as NTF2-related export protein 2-like. The record is from RefSeq and is a predicted model, not a curated record. NCBI's taxonomy places the organism in Eukaryota, Metazoa, Arthropoda, Thecostraca, Balanomorpha, Balanidae. The coding region runs from base 77 to 493 and encodes 138 amino acids. Gene Ontology annotation, cellular component: nuclear pore central transport channel. Gene Ontology annotation, biological process: protein import into nucleus. The transcript is spliced from 5 exons.
CGUAAUUUCCACGGUGUUAUUUGAGGUUCACUAUUAAGGGUUAUAUGAGAAAAGGACGGCCCUAGAAGUAGACACCAUGUCAGUGCUAGAACUAAAGGAUGACAAGUCAUUGAAUACUGAAGCUACUGUAACAGCUCAGGAGUUUGUAAAGAAGUUCUAUGAAGUUCUUGACAAGCGACGACAUACACUCUCCAAGUUAUACCUGGACACGGGUACGCUGGUGUGGAACGGUAACAGCGUGACCGGGGCGGACGCCAUACAGGCCUUUCUGGAGACGCUGCCCACCUCCGAACACACGGUCAUCUGUGUGGACGCCCAGGCUGUGUCAAGCGCGGCGGUGGACGCCCAGACCACGGUGCUGAUCGUCGUCUCGGGCCAGGUGCGGCUGAAGAACACCACACGCAGCUUCCAGCAGCACUUCAUGCUGACCGCGCAGGAGCGCAAGUGGAAGGUGGUCACCGACUGCUUCCGCUUCCAGGAGCUGGUCAGCUGAGCGGCAUCGCUGGAUCAUUUUUCAUGCGUGACCCCUCGUGGAAAACGAGGAACGGAAAACGUUUGCAUAGUGAUUGGGACCAAAGCACCGUUGUCUGAGAUGAAGAUGACGCGACCUUCUCACGGGUGAACCCUUUCGUCAAUGCGGUGCCUUCAAGGUUCUGUGAAGAAUGCUUGUCGCCCGUAGAUUGGGCUCACCCUGGCCGACACUUGUCGAGAAUCUUGGUCCCACCUUCCACUGUCUGCAGUGCUGCCGUCUGGUCGGCGUUCCCGCACCACAGAGCCAUCUGACGGAAGGAAGGGACAAAUACUACCCCAGGGAGGCGCGAGUAUCGACCGGAUCUCAACGACGAUAUUGACGGUAGCCUUGUUCGUCAUUUGAUCUGGUUCAUCUGCGCUGGUACCGUCAUGAGAAUUGAACACUCUGUGUCUUAUGAACAAGGUUCUGCUGCGACUUAUGCCAUUUUCGGCCGCUGUCAUGUGUGCUGAUAGGCGUACGGCUGUCUUAUUAACCGUUGUGAUGCAUGAACCGCUCACUGUGUUCUGUGAGCUGUGAUGUCACGAGUUAAGCUCCUCGUUGCUGAGCGGUUUCAGUGUCUGCUUGUCAUACAUCCAUCGCUUCAGCGCUGGCAUUUGUGAACCGUCUGAGUAUGUUCGGUGAUGAAAACGGUACGUGAACUCAUAACAGAACGGGAUGUGGAAGAUGCAUCGGCCGCGCUCACGGCUGCAAGCGCACAAUGCGACUGGUGGGGCGAUUUACAUGGUCCUCCGUGUCCUUGCUGAGUCACGCAACGUUAUUUCAGGCCUAAAUCCGUUAACCGGAAACGACAGAAAAUAAACAUUUGAGUACAGUGCCAGUGAUCGCAUUGUGAAGUGUAUCGUACAUUCAUGGUUUUGACCAAAAAGGUCGCUUCCGUUUUUCUCCGUCGCGAAAUAGAUUUCGACGGCUUUG